This is a messenger RNA of Haliotis rubra (blacklip abalone), 511 nucleotides long. RefSeq names its product serine protease inhibitor Cvsi-2-like. The record is from RefSeq and is a predicted model, not a curated record. Bases 149 to 448 code for a protein of 99 amino acids. Lineage: Eukaryota; Metazoa; Mollusca; Gastropoda; Lepetellida; Haliotidae. The transcript is spliced from 4 exons.
AAAUCUUGCAUGCAGCUGCUGUGCAUAGAAUCACAACAUCGUGACUGUGGAUCUCGGGAUUGGUGUUGGUAUCACGGGCAAAAGAAGUAUAUAAGAGGAUCAACCGUAUGAAGACAUUACUCUGAAAGUAUUUCCUCAACCCUCAGACAUGAAAGCUACACUGUUUCUCGUCAUUGUCAGUGUCUCUGUUGCUGUGAUCUACAGCGAGUCCUGUAGGGAUGAUAGUGACUGUACUCACGUGACCUGUGACAGUUCCUCGAGACUUGCCUGCUCUCAUGGACUAUGCACCUGUCUGGUUGCAGCUAAUGCUGGUUCCUGCUUUUCAGCCACAUGUACCGCCCGCGCCGACUGCGACAGCUGUCAGUGUAGAGACAGCCAUGCAGAACGUCAUUGCUUCGACGGCCACUGUCUUUGUGGACAUGGGUUUGGACCUGGCGUCGGAAAAUAAAGGAGAGACUCUCUUGGAAAGAAUUCAUACCUUAUACAUGUGUAAAAUAAAUUUUUGAUACAA